Molecule: messenger RNA, 1514 nt
Organism: Panicum virgatum (switchgrass)
Lineage: Eukaryota; Viridiplantae; Streptophyta; Magnoliopsida; Poales; Poaceae
Product: polygalacturonase inhibitor-like
Exons: 1
Coding region: 113-1153 (346 amino acids)
Molecular function (GO): protein binding
Source: RefSeq, a predicted model, not a curated record
GCCUAUAAGUAUGCAUGAAAGGGCGAUGCCAUGGUCAUCUCGAUUCUCGAUCAUCGCAACACCAACCAAGCAAUAAUCACAAGCUAGCGGCUUGCUAGGUGAUCGAUCGACCAUGGCCGCCUCCUCGCAGCAAUCGUCACAUCAUCACCUGCUAGUCCUGCUGCUGCUCUCCUGCAGCCUCGCCGGCGCCGCCACCGCGGGUUCCACGAUGCAAUGCCACGACGAGGACCAGGCGGCGCUGCUGGCCAUCAACUCGGCGCUGGGCAGCCCCUACCACUUCGCGUCCUGGACGCCCGACACCUUCUGCUGCGACUGGUACGACGUCGACUGCGACAACGCCACCGGCCGCGUCGCCGGCCUCUCCGUCUUGGGCGACGGCAACGUCACGGCCGCCGCCAUCCCGGACGCCAUCGCCAACCUCACCGGCCUCCGCUUCCUCGUGCUGCGCCACCUCCCGGGCCUCUCCGGCGCCAUCCCGGACUCGCUCGCCCAGCUCUCGGGCCUCACCCAGCUCACCAUCUCCUACACCGGCGUGUCCGGCCCCGUGCCGGCGUCCCUGUCCCAGCUCGUCGACCUCGCGCUCCUGGACCUCUCCUUCAACGCCCUCACGGGCGCCAUCCCGGCGUCGCUCGCCGACCUCCCCGCCCUCGCCAGCAUCGACCUCAGCCGCAACCGCCUCGAGGGCCCCGUCCCGGCGCUGCUCCUCGGCAGGUGCCCCGGCCCGGCCGAGCUCCGGCUCUCGCACAACAACCUCUCCGGCGCCAUCCCCGCCGGGUUCGCCGCCGUCAACUUCACGCACCUGGACCUGUCGCGCAACUCCCUGACCGGCGACGCCUCGGCCGUCCUCGGGCGGGGGAAGCCGCUGCAGCACCUGGACCUGUCCCGCAACGACCUGCGCUUCAGCCUCACGGGCGCGGAGCUGCCGGAGCAGCUGGCCUACCUGGACCUGAGCCACAACGCCAUCCGCGGGCGCGUGCCGGCGCAGGUGGCCGACCUCGCCGGCCUGCAGGUCUUCAACGUCAGCUACAACAAGCUCUGCGGCGUGGUGCCCACCGGCGGGGUCAUGGAGAGGUUCGACGCCUACAGCUACCAGCACAACAAGUGCCUCUGCGGAUCCCCGCUCCCGGCCUGCCACCGUUACAUGCUCCUCUAAUUCAAAUCUCUCCAAACAGUUGGUGCAUCCACUGCACGAGAGGACGAAGCUAAGCUCAUUAAGCAAAUAAUUCCAAGUACAACGAACACAUAACAAGAGAAAAGAAGUGAUUAAAUUAAAAGACGAGUGAGUGAUAUGAUCCUGGAAUCAAUAACAUCGACUCAUAUGGUUAGUGCAUCUAUCCCGAGAACGACCCAGAGGUAAUAAGUACAUGCAUGUAGGUACUAUAGAGUAAUGGUUGUGUGUUUUGGGUUUGUACACCUAGCUAGCUAGAGACAGCAGGUUAAGCUCAAUAUUGUUGCCUUGCAUUGUUUUGCAACGCAGUCGCAUCAAAUUAAACUAGUGGGCCGGUCUUACCUUC